This is a messenger RNA of Capronia epimyces CBS 606.96, 1599 nucleotides long. RefSeq lists its product as uncharacterized. The coding region runs from base 1 to 1599 and encodes 532 amino acids. The transcript has a single exon. The record is from RefSeq and is a predicted model, not a curated record. NCBI's taxonomy places the organism in Eukaryota, Fungi, Ascomycota, Eurotiomycetes, Chaetothyriales, Herpotrichiellaceae.
AUGAGCAGCACAUCAAGCUUUCCCACGAACAAAUUCAAGAUCAAGAACGAGAAGGAGAAAGAGGACGAGGAGGAACAAGAAAAGUCAAACAUCCCCACAAGCGACGCCAUCUGUCCCUACAUUGUCGUUCGGCACGAUCGCAGUCCAUUGCCCGAGGCUAAGAGGAGAGGUAUCUACGACGCUAUGGCCCAGGAGCGCGUGCUCGACAGGGGCUGUGCCGACUGUUGGGAUUUGAUUUGCAGGCAAGGGCAAGGCCGGCUCGUUGACAGAAACACCGCGUCCCUGGGGCCCAGGCGAGACGGCACCGGUGGCGCUGGGGAAGAGAAUCUGCUCAUGACAAUGUGGAUGGAGACGUUGACUGAGACCGACGACUUGACUGAGAACGACGAGAACGACGAGACCGACGAGAACGACAUCAAGAUCGAGAUCAUGGAUGAUAUUGAAAUCGUCAAAGUGGUCACCGUCAACGCCAGAUCGGCAACUCCCUCAAGCUCAAAUCAUCCCGGACCGCGUGGUGCAGAGCCUCGACCACUGCGCCCGAUCGUGUCUAUCAUAGCAGGGAGGUCUGCGUCGACGUCGACGCCCACGCCGCCCCCGCCGUCAUCAACAAGUUCAACAUCCUCGUUCACCGCUGCCUCCACGCCGCCGUCAAUGCUGCGCAGCAGCCAAGCAGGUGGUGACAGUGACAGUGACAUUGACAUUGAUGGCGAUGGCGAUGGCGAUGGCGAGGUCGAGGUCACAGGUGAAUCGAGUCGCCGGAUCCCACCUGGUGCAAAUCACUUUUCGCGUGCUUCACGUUUUGGUUCGGAUUCUCCAUUCUCAGGCCGCUCUUCUGCCAGGGACGCGAUCAGAAAGCAUGACGCAGCCAUCGACGCUUCGCUCGCGGAUCAGCUGGGUCGUGCGAAGUCUAGGGCGUCACGCAUUGGGGAAGCCUCAACAUCAACAGAGUACUUUGCGCAAGGGACACUCAUGCCUACUGGUUCUGGUUCUGUAGGGACAUAUGCCUCUGCUGCGACUAGGCCAACAGGUCCGAGAGCGACGCAGAAUCAACCCCCAAAUCGCUGCGAAUUAACAGCAGUUCAUGGCGAAUCGAGCAACGGUUCAGCUGGUUGGAUCGGGCGUCCAGAGGAUCCAGAACAGGGACGGGACUCGACAGUUCAUCAACAUGUCCGAGAUGCGUUCUAUAGCCUUCGCAUAGCCGUUCGACGACAGACGCAUCCACAGAACAAUGCCAUCAGACACGAGUCAGAUGAUGGCGAUGACGACGGCAAUGGGAAAAAGCCCAUGAAAGAGGAGGCGGAAGAUGAGCGGGAGAUGGUCGCCGGCGUACGGGACGGUUCUUAUCAGCGGGCUGUGCGGAGCUUCUUCCAAGUUGAAAAAGAUGUGCUGAUUGCUCCGGCGCCCCCAUGGCGAAGCCUCUCGCUCCUUGGUCAAGACCAGGAGCUCGAGAUGUUAAGAGAAGAUGUUCGACGCCUUAGGGAUGAGAAAGCCGCCUUGAUGGAUCGAGUGGUGGCCUUACUAGAGGAGAAAGCAGCACAGGCGCGCAGAGAGGGCGAAUUGAUGAGAAGGAUGGAGGAACGUGACCAGUAUCUUGAAUGA